GGGUUCAGAUGUUAGGAUGUCUACGCUAGAGCGAAAGCUGCUUUGGAGUAUGUAAUUGUCUUGAUGCUGACUGCCAUCGUAGUGCGACGCCACGGAGACCUCAGCAUGUUCUGAAUGCUCCAGCAGGAAUCACAAAUGCCAAUUCACAAAGGAAACAAAUAGACGCAUGUCUUCGAUCAAACAAGUUCAGGACCUCCAGAGCCAGAUCGCCGAAUUGACCCAAAUGAACACACAGCUACGGACAAAAACAACCAGCAAGGAAGAGCUUAUACCAGACCGCGCGGAUGUAAAACGCCGUCUGUCCGACGAACCGAGUGGACCACCAGCCGUUCGACACAAACUCACUGCACCUGUCAUGCACGAUUUCGACCAUGUACGGAGAAACAUCCAGACCUACUCACAGGGCAUUUUCGACACACCUCACGUUCGAGCAAGCGCUCCGCUCGAGGAAGGAUCGGGCUUACCUGAAGUACCACCACGAGCAGAUUUUGCGCAUCUAUCCAGGUCAUAUCUGAACCACGUACACGGGUGGUAUCCAGCGAUUCACUGGCCAAUCUUCCAACGCGAAGUAGAUGAGGUGUACACGGCACGCAGCUUCUGCGGGAUGCCUCAAGAGUGGAUCGGACUGUUCUUCGCAGUGCUGGCUUGUGGUAGCUUGCAAAGUUCCGCAACACCAGGGAGCCCUCCGAUCGCCUCAGAUAGGGGGAUGGCAUUCUUUGACAUCGCAACUCAAGCACUGACGCCCUGGGCGCAAGACCUUACGAUCAUACAUGCUCAAGUGGCAUUGCUUUUGAGCAUUUUCGCCGCAGAAAGUAACAUGAGGUCGGCAGGGUCCAUGUGGCUAUCUAAUGCUGUUAGGGUUGCUCAAGAACUGUGCAUUAACACGGAAGUCGAUUCCUGGCCCGUUGUUGACGGCGAGAUUCGGCGUAGGCUUUGGUGGGCGAUCUACUCGCGAGAUAGGAUCACAUCAUUUGAAGCGAACAAGCCGAUGCUUAUCAACGAUAACGAUUGCGAUAUCUCUCUUCCUUCCCCUGCAGACGACCGCUACAUACAGCCCCAAGGCUUCUUCCGAACCCACGCGAACACGGCACCUUUCACUGGCUCUCUGGCUGUCAUACAGAUCACCCGCAUAUACGCGCCAUUGUACCAGGCCUUGAAGUCUAGCAUGAUUACUCCUCAAACGCUGCAAAGCUUCGAUUCAAAAUUUAAAUCUAGAGCACAGCAACUGCCUGAGGCAUAUCAGACGAGCUCGACUGCUGCUUUGGAGACUGCGGCGCUACCGCCCCUCUUUGUCCUUCUUACCGCCCAGUACCACUUGUACAGACGCAACCUGUCACCUGUUUGUCAUCUCACUGAGCGAAGGGAAGCUCUUCGACAGUGUGCAAGCGUGGCUCAGGAAACUGCAAAGUAUAUCUCAAGGGCACUCCACACCCCGCCGAAGGCAGAGAUAGAGAAGAGUUGGCCUGCGAGAGUAGCGCCCAUGGCAAGUAACCUGACGUGCAUGCACCUCUGGCGAUGCAUUCUUGUACUGUGUUUCCGAGGCGACUACGAUGCGGCACUGAUGUGCUCACACAUGCUGAGUGUGGUUGGAAAUGUGCGGCAGGUCGGUGUUGGUUGCGGGAAGAACCUUGUCUUCGUCCUGGAAAAGUUGCUGGACCGUAUACAAAGCGGACACGGCUCGCCUCAGCAGCUUGAGUAUGAUCAGGAGAUGUUGGCUUACAUCAGUGGAGACGUGCAAGCUGGUGUUGAGCAUGGUUGGGCGUGGGCAGGUACAGAUCUGACAUCCACAAAGUCUCCUCAGAUCGCUUCAUUCGGCGCCUCACGACUCCCUGGUCAAGACCAGCCCAUGCGCGAUCGCCCGACUUCUGUCUCGCCAGCACAAGAAUGGGAGGGCUGGGGCAGAGUGGAUCGAUUAAUUCGACAACUGAUGGACGAGAACCGCCCAAGAACCGCACAGCCAACGUACUACCCACCACCGCACAAUCCUGUCAAACGAGUUCAGCUUGGUUCGAACGAUCAGUCGCCACCAAAGCCAGCGCCUCUACCGAGCCCCGCACCAUCGAACGCCAGCCGCAUUAGUAUCGCCAACAUCAUAUAAGCAUUACACGCGAGAAGAGGAGGAUCACAAAGGAAAAGUGCCUUACGAGAGUGGCAUAUACACAAGCGACGAUUCCCUUAUGUUGCGCAUCAUGGUUCGACCCUUAGCGUUUCUUUGUCCUAUGAU
Macroventuria anomochaeta is the source of this 2224-nucleotide messenger RNA. RefSeq lists its product as uncharacterized. Gene Ontology annotation, molecular function: DNA binding; zinc ion binding. The transcript has 3 exons. Lineage: Eukaryota; Fungi; Ascomycota; Dothideomycetes; Pleosporales; Didymellaceae. The record is from RefSeq and is a predicted model, not a curated record. The coding region runs from base 167 to 2098 and encodes 643 amino acids. Gene Ontology annotation, biological process: DNA-templated transcription.